This is a messenger RNA of Cannabis sativa, 2309 nucleotides long. RefSeq names its product wall-associated receptor kinase-like 20. The record is from RefSeq and is a predicted model, not a curated record. Gene Ontology annotation, molecular function: ATP binding; protein serine/threonine kinase activity. Lineage: Eukaryota; Viridiplantae; Streptophyta; Magnoliopsida; Rosales; Cannabaceae. Gene Ontology annotation, biological process: protein phosphorylation; cell surface receptor signaling pathway. The coding region runs from base 78 to 2138 and encodes 686 amino acids. The transcript is spliced from 3 exons. Gene Ontology annotation, cellular component: plasma membrane.
UCCUAUGUAUAAGUACAUCUCCCUACAUAGUCGGGUGUGGUCCAAAAAUAAUUAACACUAACCAACCACAUCCACUAAUGGAGAACAACACUAGAAAUCUCUUCUUCCUACUAACACUAUUCCCCCUCACGUGCCUCUCACUCUCACGUGCCCCAACUCCACGAGCUGCUAAUUCGCGCCAAUGCGAGAACUGUGGCCCGACUCUGGUUCCGUACCCGCUAAGUACCCGACCCGGUUGCGGUGACUACGCUCUCUACAAAAUACGUUGCACCGCCGGGGCUCUAUGGCUCGACACCGUUAAUGAGUCGGCUUACCCGAUCACCUCGGUCAACCCGGUCACUCGGCGAUUAACGAUUCGACCCGCCGGUAUCGCCGCCAAUUCUUGUGUAUCUACUGAUUUUCGUAGCCGAGGAAUUCAGCUCGACCACAAUUCCUCGUUCAAAGUCGCCGCCGGUAAUACAAUCUUGCUACUAAACUGUACGAAUUUAUACGUUCGCCGCCAGCGUCCGCCGGUCGAUUGUACGGCGAACGGCCUUUGCCACCGUUAUGUGAAGGAUAAUUUGGUUGUUCCGUGCAUGAAAACGGCCUCGUGUUGUUCGCUUAAGGUUGGGGUUUCGAACGUUGGGGAAUAUGGAUUUGGGGUGAAAAUUGGAGGAGAUGAGUGCUCGGCAUACCAGAGCUUUGUGACGUCUGGGCCGGCGGCGAUGGCGAAGAUGCCUGCUGAGAAGUGGCCGGAACCGGAGAUGGAGUUAGAAUGGGGUUUGCCGAGUGAGCCCAUUUGUGAAGGGUCAUUGGACUGUAUGAACUUGAUGAACUCAAAGUGUUUGGUUGAUCCGGUUAGAGUUGGACAGAAGAGAUGUUUUUGUGAUAUUGGAUUCAAGUGGGAUCCUAUGUAUGGGUUGUGUGCUCAAAUUCAGACUGCGAAGUGCAGUAUUGAUCGACAUGGAAAGGGGUGCAAAAUUAUGAAGAAGAAAAAGUCAAAGAAGAUUGCUGAAUUGAUUUUUUUUUUUUUUCUCAACACAGUUUUGGCGGGAGCAGUUUGUGGAGUAGUACCAACCAUAAUAGUGAUGGGAAUUUUGUUGUACAAAAAACUAAACCAAUCGAAUUCGAAGAAAGAAGCAAUAAAAACUCUAGUCAAAGAGCGAGAACUCAGUCUCCAAUCCAAAACAAGUGGCAAAUCUGCCAGAAUCUUCACCGGAAAAGAGAUCGUCAAAGCCACUAACAACUUUUGCAAGUCCAAUCUCGUCGGCUCCGGCGGCUUCGGCGAGGUCUUCAAAGGAAUCUUUGACGACGGAACCAUCACCGCCAUCAAACGCGCCAAGUUCGGAAAUACCAAAGGAACUGAGCAGAUCCUAAAUGAGGUCAGAAUCCUCUGUCAAGUAAACCACCGUAGAUUGGUGCGUCUCCUCGGUUGUUGUGUAGAUCUUGAUCUUCCUCUCCUGAUCUCUGAAUUUAUCCCCAAUGGUACUCUUUUCGACCACCUCCAUUGUCAUAGCUCCAAAAAGUAUGCUCCGAUCAAGUGGAUCCUCCGCCUCCAAAUCGCUCACCAAACUGCAGAAGGCCUAGCUUACCUCCACUCCGCCGCCAUGCCUCCAAUCUACCACCGUGAUGUCAAAUCAAGCAAUAUCUUGCUAGACGAGAAGCUUGAUGCAAAGAUCUCCGAUUUUGGACUCUCCAGAUUGGUUGAAGAACAACAAAGCAAAGCUAACAAUAAUAAUAGUGAAAUAGAGGAUAAUAAUAUUUUCACUUGUGCUCAAGGGACAUUGGGUUAUCUAGAUCCAGAAUACCAUCGAAACUUCCAACUAACUGAUAAGAGCGAUGUGUAUAGUUUUGGGGUUGUGUUGCUAGAGAUUUUGACGGCCAUGAAAGCAAUCGAUUUCAAUAGAGAUGAGGAGGAUGUGAAUCUGGCUGUGUAUGUGAAGAAGAUGAUAAAGGAAGAGAGAUUGAUGGAAGCAGUGGAUCCGAUGCUGAAAGAAGGAAGUUCAAAGAUUGAGUUGGAGACAAUGAAGGCAUUGGGGUUGUUGGCGGCGGCUUGUUUGAACGAUCAACGACAGAAUCGACCAUCGAUGAAGGAGGUCGCCGAUGAGAUUGAGUACCUUAUCACUAUCGUUUCACAGACUACUAAGUUUAUAAAUUAGUUAUAGUUAUAACUAGUAUGAUGUAAACUCAUCAUCUCCUUCUAUUGUUUUUUUUUUUUUUCUUUGUAUCUUGAGAUAUUUUUUUAUGCAGAUAUUUUUAUAGAAAUGUCAAAAUGGUUUAUUGUAGUAAACUUCUUAGAUAGAAAUAUUACUUUUUUAAGUUUUUAAUAA